UGUUGUCAUUUGUAGGCUUUACACGCGAGUUAUCAUGCUCUAGAAUGCUGGUCCAGAUGAUUAUAUCAUGACAGCAGCUAUGGCUGCUUCCAUCGGAUUCUGCGUUGUCAUCUUCUACCAGAUUAAAAGUGGACUUGGAAUACCUUUUGAGACUAUACCGGUACACCACAUUCAACUGUUCUUCCAAGCUCUCUGGGCCACUAUCCCCAUGUACAAUCUCUCCCUCGUGUUGACCAAGAUCUCUAUUAUCUUCCAAUACAUGCGCAUCUUCACUACAAAAAAGAUCACCCAGCUGUGCCGCAUCAUGAUAGGCGUUCUGAUCGUCUAUGGCUGCUGGACCAUCCUCGGAUCCGUAUUCAUGUGCAUCCACGUGGACUCGUUCUGGAACACAAGCAUCUCGGGCCAUUGCAUGAACAAACUCGCCUUCUGGUUCUCCAAUGCUGCGCUGAAUAUCACUACUGAUAUCAUGAUCUUCGCUAUCCCAAUGCCUCUCUUGAGACAACUGCAGCUCCCGUAA
Molecule: messenger RNA, 517 nt
Organism: Hyaloscypha bicolor E
Lineage: Eukaryota; Fungi; Ascomycota; Leotiomycetes; Helotiales; Hyaloscyphaceae
Exons: 4
Coding region: 68-517 (149 amino acids)
Source: RefSeq, a predicted model, not a curated record